This is a messenger RNA of Aureobasidium pullulans EXF-150, 2745 nucleotides long. RefSeq lists its product as uncharacterized. Gene Ontology annotation, biological process: regulation of DNA-templated transcription; DNA-templated transcription. The transcript has 2 exons. Bases 1 to 2745 code for a protein of 914 amino acids. The record is from RefSeq and is a predicted model, not a curated record. Lineage: Eukaryota; Fungi; Ascomycota; Dothideomycetes; Dothideales; Saccotheciaceae. Gene Ontology annotation, molecular function: DNA binding; DNA-binding transcription factor activity, RNA polymerase II-specific; zinc ion binding.
AUGAGCAGCAAGCGGCCGUCUGAAGGCAGCCCAGAAGGCACGCCAGGCAAGCUCACAAAGUCCGAGAAUGGCGACUUUUCACGCUCAGUCCGGAAGAAGUUGACGACGACGUCGCGAACCGGUCAAGCCUGCGACCGAUGCAAGGUCAGAAAGAUACGAUGUGACGCUCGCCCAGGUGGAUGCUCACCAUGCAUCGCCAACAACCUCGAAUGCAAGACGACGGACCGUAUCACGGGACGCGCCACCUCUCGAGGCCAUACCGAACACAUUGAGGGAGAGAACAUGGCCUUGAAGCAGCACAUCAACGACUUGCGCCAGCAGUUGAUAGACGCCGGUCAAGACCCUCGUCCUGCUCCCAUCAUGCCCUUGGGUUUCAACGGCAGUGGAGGCCAGCCUGCCUAUGCCUGGCCGCACCAGAUGUUUGAUCUGUCGUCCAUCCUCGGCGCCGACACCCAUCUCGACCCGUCCAAAGCAAGAGCUCGUACUGCCGCCCUGCCCGACUAUCGCAACAACUCUCUCGGUGACAACUACCUUGGCAUCUCUGGCGCAAACGAAUGGCUGUCGCCCAUCAAGGGCACAUCGGUUGCUCUGUUUGGCAUGGAGCUGGAUCUCGUCGACUUUGUCACCAACGACAACGAUGAAGCCUUCUCGCCCACGUCGUACGAAAACUUCCUCAGCAUCGCCUUCAAGUCGUCGCAAGACCGUCCACCUCCGCCAUCGUUCCCCUCAUACCGCGAGUGCAAGGCCUUGUGCGAGUGGUACUUUGUCUCGGUCAACUGCCAUGCGCCAAUCGUCCACAAGCCCGACGUCCUGGAAAUGGUCGACCGCCUCAACUCGGACGAGGUCUAUCAGCCAGAUAUCAGUGAGACUGUUCAGCUGCACAUGAUCAUCGCCAUGAUGUUGUUCCAGUCAUCUGUUAGAAACAGCCGUCCCACCCAAUGGGCCGAUCACUACCGUUAUGCUGCCAGCUUCCUCCCUGAUCUGAUGGCCAAGCGCACCCUGCCCAACAUCCAGGCCAUCGCUCUGAUCUGCCUGCAUCUUCGCAACUUUACUAAGCCUGGAGCUGCAUGGUUCAUGUCGACUCUGACACUCAACCUCUGCGCCGAGAUGGGUCUGCACAGAUCUGUCAGUGCUUGGGGAAAGACCAACCCUGAAGUCAGCGAGCACGAGAUUGAGAUGCGCAAGCGUGUCUUCUGGAGUGUUCUCGUCAUCCAUACGUCCAUCAGCAACAAGCUUGGUCGUCCACUGGCCAUGCGUCUCGAAGACUUUGAUGUCGAGUUCCCCAAGGCUCUCGACGACAACACGGGUACUGAAGCCUCUUGCAUCGACGAAUGGCACAAGUGCUCGUACCGUGUCGCAUGCCACAACUUCAAGCAAGUCCUCCUUGUCAUCCAGGUCCAGACUUCCAUCUACUCGGUUCGCGCUCCUCCUCACUCGUAUGAGCUUACCAUUCAAAAGCUCGAGCGUGAUUUGGACUACUUCCUGAAGAGCAUCCCUAUUGAACUUUCCGGUGGUCCCGAGACUGCUCAAGAUGACCGAGCUUGUUCGCUGUACCUGCAAUUUGGUGCUCAAGAGCUGAACCUUCUCGUCCACCAUCCUGCAGUAUGUCGCACUCAAAACACCGAUGUCAACAACAAGAACUUGGAUGUCUGUUUAGAUGCCAGUGCCAAAUUGCUCCACAUUGCCCAGAGCAUGCGCGCCUUGAAAGCCCUGGACACGACCUGGCUGAACGCUACUGUCUGGCUUUCUGCCAUGUUCGUCACUCUCUUCGCAUACAACCAGCGCAAGGACCACAUCACCUCGGUCGACCUCAAUGCUCUCAAGGAUACCAUGGAGCAAUGGUUGAGCAUCAUUGGUGAUAUCGGCCACUUGAUGGGCAGCGGUGCCAAGCUUCAGAAUGCCGUUCGCCACAUCGUUAACGCUUCCAUCGACAACAUUCAUCGCCAUCUUGCAGCAAAGACGGCAAGCGCUGCUGUUGCUUCUGCCAACAUCGCUCGCUCUUCGCCUGCUCUUAUCGACGGCCAACAUGAUGGUGUCAAUGGUUACAACGCACCCGCAGGUUACGCACCAGCGUAUGUUCCUGCUGAUCCCAACGGCGCUCCUCCUUCCGACACAGCUGCUGGCGCUUCAUACCUCGGCCCUGAUGAUGCUCUGCAAGCCCAACAGCCUUACCAGACUAAUGGCUUCGCCUACCCUGACCCAUCGGGUGGAUCGGCUCCUGCCUACCCUGCCUUUGUAGACAGCAGCGCAUACACAAAUGGUGACGACAUCAAGUCCGACUUGACCGCCCAACUCGCCGCCCACAACGCUGGUCAUGCCCUUCAUCAGAACCCUCAUGCACACAAUCAGAACGUACCCCAACAGAUGGCACCGCACGACCAGACAACACAAAACCUCUUCCAAGCCUUCACUUCUCCCUCACCCAACAACAGCUACACUUCCCCCACUACAACCGCCACCACCGCCGCUGCCCUCACACCUCAACAACAACCCCAACAGAUGAUGACCGGCCCCGUCGCCUGGCGUCACUUUACCCACGACAUGCUUGGCAUCAUGGGGACCGGCUACCCUGGCUUCGACGUUCAGAACGCGAAUGCUCUUCUUGCGCUUGGUCAAAAACCACCUGGUGUCGAUGCAGCUGGUGUCAUGCCUGUUGAUGCCAGUGGAGGACCGCUACCUCUGAUUGGAGAGGGACUGUGGCCUCUGACUACCUAUGGACCUGUUAGUAGCAGCGCUGGGUAUUGA